Molecule: messenger RNA, 1302 nt
Organism: Coffea arabica (coffee)
Lineage: Eukaryota; Viridiplantae; Streptophyta; Magnoliopsida; Gentianales; Rubiaceae
Molecular function (GO): nucleic acid binding; RNA-DNA hybrid ribonuclease activity
Source: RefSeq, a predicted model, not a curated record
AUGCCAUUUGGUUUAAAGAAUGCCGGAGCUACUUACCAAAGGACUAUGACUACUUUGUUUCACGAUAUGAUCCACAAGGAGAUGGAAGUUUACGUGGAUGACAUUAUAAUCAAGUCCAAGAAAGCAGAAGACCAUUUGAUUGAUCUAAGAAAGUUGUUUGAAAGGUUGCGAAAGUACAAUUUGAAGCUAAAUCCUGUGAAAUGCGCCUUUGGAGCACCAGCUGGUAAACUGUUGGGAUUCAUUGUCAGCAAAAAAGGCAUAGAGAUAGACCCAGCAAAGAUCAAGGCAAUUCGAGACAUGCCAGUGCCAAAAACGCAGAAAGAUGUGAAAAUUCAAAAGUUUAGACACUACCUGCUAAGUCACACAAUAUAUCUCAUAUCCCGCUCUGAUCCUCUGAAAUACCUCUUGGAGAAGCCGAUGCCAACUGGGCGUCUGACCAAAUGGCAGAUGAUUCUUUCGAAAUUUGACAUUGUUUUCAUUUCGCAAAAGGCUGUCAAGGGACAAGCUAUAGCCGAUCAUUUGGCAGAAAAUCCAAACGAUGAUGACUAUCAACCGCUCCAUACUUAUUUCCCCGACGAGGAGGUUUUACUUGUUGGUGCUGCAAAAGACAUGAGCGAGCGGUGCCCUAAAUGGAGGUUAUUUUUCGAUGGUGUGGCUAACUCUUUCGGUGCCGGAAUAGGAGCAGUUCUUGUAUCCCCAAAAGGAAAGCAUUACCCUGGAGCCGCUAAAUUGCAAUUUGCCUGCACAAACAAUAUGGCCGAAUAUGAAGCCUGUAUUUUUGGUCUUAAAAUGGCUUUAGAGAUGGAAGUUAAAGAGUUAAUAGCCUUCAGUGAUUCAGAUUUACUUGUGCACCAAACGUUGAAGCAAUGGAUGACCAAAGACUCAAAAAUUUUGCCAUACCAUUGUAAUUUGCUCAAUUUGGCUAAACAAUUUCAAAGUUUGGAAUUCAGACAUCUCCCACAAACCCGGAAUGUAUUUGCCGAUGCCUUGGCCAACUUAUCUUCUAUGAUACAAUAUCCAGACGAAUUAGAAAUCGAACCAAUCCAGAUUCAGCUCCAAGACAAGUCUGCUCAUUAUUGGGUCGUAGACAAAUCUUCUAGCAAAAACCCUUGGUACAGUGAUAUUAAGGAAUUCAUCAAAAUCGGGACUUACCCUCCAGAAGCUAUUGCCAAUGACAAGGGUUUCCUGCACAGAAUGGCCUCGAAGUUCUUCCUAAAUGGAGAGACUUUGUCCGGAGAUGUAUUAAAUGUCAAAUGCAUGGCGAUGUUAUACGUGCUCCUCCCACCGAAUUGCAUAGCAUGA